Molecule: messenger RNA, 677 nt
Organism: Anopheles darlingi
Lineage: Eukaryota; Metazoa; Arthropoda; Insecta; Diptera; Culicidae
Exons: 1
Coding region: 87-260 (57 amino acids)
Source: RefSeq, a predicted model, not a curated record
CGAACCAAAACAAACGUUUCACCGUGCUGCUCGUGUAGACCCGUCUGUGCGGCCACAAAGUCCCGGAUGCGGCCACUUUCGGCAGGAUGCGCAAAACGUGGGUUAAGCGCGACAACAUAUACUAUAAACCGUUCUACAAGCAGAAGCUCAAGCUCACGCUGAUCGGUGUGCUCGGACUGGGUAUCCUGUUCUUCGUCUACCAGCUGGUCUACAUCAGUCAGUUUCUGCUAUCGUCGUCGUCGUUGUCGUUGUCGUCGUAGGGGUCAUCGGGGUCGGCCUUGCUGGCCGCCCAGAUGCGGCCCCCGCUCCACGCAAAUAGUAAUAAUCCCGUUGCUUCGGCAGAACUGGGAGCGGACGGCGGCAGCCCACCAUCAGCAACACCGUUGGCGGCGAACGGGGGGCUACACGGCAGUAGUAAUUCGGACACCGGGCAGCACCAGUACGCCUACGUCGAACGGAUCGGGAACCACGAGCGUAUGAUCCUGCGGUAAGUGACAUCGCACCCCUCCCUUGCGCGCCGACCACCAUACAUCGAGAACACAUUUCCUUCCGUUCUUACAGUGGCAUCCGGCUGCGAGAUCUGGAUCACUACACGGAGCCUGCGUCCGUGUCCCGAGCUUCAUUCCGGUGUUUGCAGACCGGCCGUGAGCUGAGCUGGGACCGAGUGAACGACGAUU